AUGUCUUCAAGCGAUGAAGAAGAUUUCCCAAAACGAAGGCGACGAAAGCGAAAUCAGAGUUUUGAGCAUGAACAAUUUGAGUCCCAUCAGUUUGAUUUUAAUAUAGAUGAAGCAAAUGAACUGGAUAAUCAAACAACGGCUGAUGUUGGAGUAAUACCGAUACAUGAUGAUUUACAACAACAGAAUUUAACUCGAGAUCAAUUACAACAAUUAUUCUCUCGAGUUAGUUCUGAAUUAGUUGCAGAAUCAACGGAUGAUCAAGAUUUUUUUAAACGUAAAGCAACAAUCAAAGUACCAAAAACAAAUAAGGUGAUACAAACACCAUUUCCACCUCCUCGAUCAGAUCGUCAAGAGGAUUUUGACAUUAGUAUUGAACAAUUGAAACAACUGGCUAAAAACUCGGCAGGUCUACUGAUCAUUGAAAAACAUUCUCCUUCUGAAAAAGAAAUCGAUUAUGCGUUAUCAACCAUUACAUUAACAUUUAAUCAAUCCAUGAUAGCUAUUUCAUCACUCGAUGAACAAAUAAAUCCAGAAGAUCUAGGUAUAUCAUUAAUACCAAAACCAGAAGGUCAAUGGAGAUGGAUAGACACGAAAACAGUUCAGUUUGAAGCAAAACAUCGUUUACCAUAUUCAACAAAAUAUACAUUAAGAGUCAACAAAGAACAUUGUGUGUCAACAUUCGGAGGAAAGUUGGACGAUGAAUUUGUCUUCGAAUUCUCAACAAAAACAUUACAAGUUCUUGAAUUUUUACCAACUGGAAGAGUUACAACUUUAAAACCUAAAUGUUUUCUGUUAUUCAAUCAAAAAAUCGAUAUAAAUGACAUUUUCAAGCAUAUAUGUGUAGUCAGAGAUGAUGGACAUCAAAUUCAAACUGAGAAAUUAGAAUUAUUCGAUGAAGAAGCAGUAAAAAGUGAAUUUAAAUCGUUCAUAAAUCGAAAUGAAGAAAAUCGUCAGCAAUAUAUUGCAUUUACAUUUAAAGAAGAUUUAUUUAAGGCAACAAAAUAUACAAUUCAAGUACCUAAAGAUUGUCCAUCAGCCGAAGGACCACUAAAGACAACAUUAGAAUGGUCAGAUGAUUUUACUACGUAUAAACGUUUACAAAUAACUGAUUGGUUUCCAAAUAUAAACGAUUCGUACCAACAGACUGCUAUUCCUGGUCAAAGUUGGACGAUUACAUUUAAUAAUUCCUUAGAUCAUUCAACAAUUAAAAAAUCCAUAUUUAAAAUCGAACCGGAAGUCAGUGAUUUAGGUAUUGAACAUAGAAAAUACAAUAGUCGAGAAAUAUUAAUACAUAAUAAUUCCCAACCAAACACAGUUUAUACAUUGUUUAUACAAUCAGGAAUAUUGAAAGAUAUUUUCGGUCAAACAUUAGAACAAGAUCCUUCCAGUCAAUCAAUUCAAUUUCACGUAGAUGAUUUCAAUUCACCAUUAUCUGGAGUUUUACAGGGCGAAUCAGGUAUAGCACAAAAAUAA
Rotaria sp. Silwood1 is the source of this 1473-nucleotide messenger RNA. The record is from the annotation of a GenBank genome assembly. NCBI's taxonomy places the organism in Eukaryota, Metazoa, Rotifera, Eurotatoria, Philodinida, Philodinidae.